GGAACAAAACUCAUACACAAGACCUACCGAUUUCACCACGACAUGCCGCAUGCUUAAUCAAAUACUAGAUAUUCUUGCAUAUCUACAUAUACGCGACCAACUAUAAUCCCUCAAAUGAACGCCCACGCCCUCCUGACCGCUCAAGGGUGGCGGGGCACCGGGCACUCGUUACACCCAACAAGCGACGAUAAGGGACUGAAGCACCACCUACUGAUCAAGCGCAACGAUGACGGGCGCGGUCUCGGAAGCAAAAAGGAUCACAAGCAAGAAGCAUGGUGGCUCAACGCCUUCGACCAAGCCCUCAAAGGCAUCGAUACCAAGACCGGCACGAUGAAACAGACAUUGCGCGGUGGUGCGCUGGAGAAGAUCACAGCGAAGGGCGCGGCUGGGAAAUAUACUGGCACGAGCGGUUUAUACUCAUGCUUUGUAAAAGGGGGCAUGAUGGAGGGAACCGUUGGGGUGAAAAUGGUGACGGGAUUGCCUACGCCGCCGGAGAGCGGAGUGGGCACACCGGCUGCCACGAACAGUAGCACGGACGAGGACGAGAAAGAAGAGAGGAAGGAAACUAAAGAGGAAAGGAGAGCAAGAAGAGAAGCGAGGAGGUUGAGAAAGGCGGAGAAGCAUAAGAGGAAAGAUGCGGAGGAACGGGCGGCAAGGAAGGUCGAGAAAAAGAAGGCGAAGAAGGCUGAGCGGCAACGGACUCAGGCUGGUGAGACUAAGGAGGAGCGUCGUGCGAGGAGAGAGGCGAGGCGGAAAAGGAAAGAGGAGAAGAGGACGCAGAGGGCGAAGUCUGGUGGAUGAGAAGGCUGUGGUUUCUGGGAUACAGUUACAUGAGAUCAUCUUCCUGGUCUUCUGUGAAAGGCGCUUCUGCUGUUGAGGUUUUCACAUCUUACGAAGUCCUCCACUUCGUCAUAUGGGGGGUCGACUAGACGGCAAUCCGACAGACGUAUAUGCCGAAGACUACCUAGGUGUACAAGAUGGUAUAUAUCCAAGUUGCCAUUUAUCACAAGAGGAUGAACAGCUCGCUUAUUCUAGUUCGUGCUCCUCGGUGGUAGCCGGCGUUCCAUAAUACCUCUGGUAUUCGAACAGGAUAACGAUAUAUAUGGUUACAAUAGAAGCAAGCGAUAGCAUGACAAUGGCAAGGAUCUUCGACGUGUUUUGGUCGUCGUCUUGUCCAUCUCGUUUGAGAUCAUCC
Messenger RNA from Annulohypoxylon maeteangense, 1195 nucleotides. RefSeq lists its product as uncharacterized. The transcript has a single exon. Lineage: Eukaryota; Fungi; Ascomycota; Sordariomycetes; Xylariales; Hypoxylaceae. The coding region runs from base 115 to 801 and encodes 228 amino acids. The record is from RefSeq and is a predicted model, not a curated record.